AUGUGCAGCUUGCUAUUUGAAGAGCGCAAGCCGAGAAUGGACGCAAGCUCGAAAGACCCGAAGCGUUUGCAAGACUCACCCUCAGACCCGCGACCACCAAAACGGCUCUCGCCAUCGAACACUUCCCUCGCAUUGCCGCCUUCCACUUCAGCGAAUGCAAGGACCACCAACAUGAAGCGACUGACUCCCACCUUCAACUUCUUCGACCAAGUAGUCCAGAACGAGGCCAUCGAGGAUGCCGAACGCCUCGAAGACUGGGAUCCAUACCGCGACAACAACUACAGCACCUCCUCAUCACCGGGUGCUCGAGCUGGCAGUUUACCACCCAUGUAUCCUGGCCGACACGCACUCGACACGCUGAACAUGUAUAUGGACGACGCGAGUGACCACGAAGAACCCCCCGCCACUGCCUCGCCACCAGGAGGUGUCGCAGUUGCACUCGAAGCCGCCACCAUCUCUACCGAUCCAGAACACAGAACUCCAGCCGAAGCACGUGGGCGUGCAGACACCGCAGUCAGCACCAACAGUCAUGAAGCGCAAGAUUCACCGAGCGACUCGACCGACAGCAGCGGCAGCAGCGGCAGCGGAAGCAUCGACCUCAACGAGUGCAACGCAGAACAGCGUGCAGCUCUCUACGAACAGGCCUACAGCGAUGUGACAUGUACCCUCCGCGACUUCUGCGUGCCAGACCAAUACAACGCGUACCCAAAACAUGCCCCCGAGAUUUUAAGCGCUUUCUUGGAGCAUGCCACCUUCACCGUGAAAGUCUGGGCCAACUACGACUCUUACACCAGGAAGCUAUACCGCCAGCCCAGUCGCGUGGACAGUUGUGGCAAACUUCAGCUCCCGGCCAAGCAGCGCAAAUACCUCAACACCUUCAGCCGCGUGCAGUUCAGCAACAUUGUCAUGGAGGUAGGGACCCCAUUCCGCACCCUCGCAAAAAUCAGACUGAAAGCUGUGAACGGCGAGCUCGAGGUGGGCGGCUCAUUAUGCAAGGAUGUCCAUAGCCCGCACCAGCGACUCAAGCGGGUGGUCGUCGAAGCUAUGAAGCGGAUCAAGGAGGAUGGCGUGGUGGGCGAGCAGUACGGGCUCACGCUGAAAGAUCUUGGCUUGAUUGCAAAGGAAUUUGUCUAUCUGCCAAAAAACCAGCGGGACAUCUGGGAGUACUUCGAGAAUUGA
Messenger RNA from Fulvia fulva, 1179 nucleotides. RefSeq lists its product as uncharacterized. The coding region runs from base 1 to 1179 and encodes 392 amino acids. Lineage: Eukaryota; Fungi; Ascomycota; Dothideomycetes; Mycosphaerellales; Mycosphaerellaceae. The record is from RefSeq and is a predicted model, not a curated record. The transcript is spliced from 2 exons.